AUGAACAACAAUCCUCCCGCGAAGAAGACCACUUAAUUUCGCAAAAAGAACAAGUUCCCUUAUUCCAUGGAUCAACCUCAUCAUCGACAAACCAAUACAGUUGGUUCCCUAACCUCCCCUGUGGUUCCCCAGCUGGGAGAUGAAAUCUUCCUUGUGGCUCACCCCCAACACCCCAUCUCCCAAACUACCCUGCCUGACCUCUUCACCUGCGCUGCCUGCAAGGAGUAUGGCGCCGGCAUGCGCUUCACUUGCACUGACUGUGACUAUCAGCUGCAUGAUUUCUGCGCCUUUGCGCCUCCAGCUCUUAAGAGACACCCUAUCCAUCCCCUUCACAACAUCAUAUUCUUUCCAAAACCGGUUAAAGGGGGAAUAUUGAAAUCGAGGUGUGAUAUUUGUGCCAAGCCCACCAAAGGAUGCGUUUUCAAAUGCACUGUCUGCAAUUUUCAGAUGCACCCAUGCUGUGCAAAGUUGUCAACAGAAAUCAACAUUUCAGUCCAUCCACACCCUCUAAGGCUCUUGCCCGUGCCAGGCCAGUCUUUGAAUGGGGACACUGCUGGCUUUGUCUGCGGAGAGUGCAAUCGGAGGAGAUCAGGGAGAAUGUACCGUUGCACCAUCUGUGAUUAUCAUCUCCAUGCAGUUUGUGCUAAGAACAUGGUGAAUGGACUUCAAGCCAAUGGCAUCAAAGGCAAGGAUAAGCCAAGCAUGCUUGGGACUGCAAUUAGGCUUACUUCUCAAGUGGUGAUAAAAUUCAUUGGAGGGCUGAUUGAAGGGCUUGGAGAAGGGGUUGGACAGGUCCUGAUUCAAACUGCUGCUAGAGGAAAGUGCUACAUUCAUAGAUCAUGAGCUACAACUGCAUAAAAUGUUCCUCAAGCUAUAAUUAUAUAUAUUAAUUAAUUUAACUUGCUUUGACAGCUAUAUAUAGCUUGAUUUUUUAUGUGUCUUGCUUCUAUGAUCUAUAUAUGUUCAAUAUUUCUAAUUCUGAUUGAUUGUGUCAAGAAUUAUUACAAUUAAAUGCCAGUAUGGUCUUCUGUAAAUUACU
This is a messenger RNA of Durio zibethinus, 1039 nucleotides long. Its product is annotated as protein VACUOLELESS GAMETOPHYTES-like. Lineage: Eukaryota; Viridiplantae; Streptophyta; Magnoliopsida; Malvales; Malvaceae. The record is from RefSeq and is a predicted model, not a curated record.